Molecule: messenger RNA, 474 nt
Organism: Puccinia triticina
Lineage: Eukaryota; Fungi; Basidiomycota; Pucciniomycetes; Pucciniales; Pucciniaceae
Exons: 3
Coding region: 1-474 (157 amino acids)
Cellular component (GO): cytosolic small ribosomal subunit
Molecular function (GO): structural constituent of ribosome; RNA binding
Source: RefSeq, a predicted model, not a curated record
AUGAUUAUUCCCAAAGAAGAUCGUCGUACAAUCUACGAAAACCUCUUCAAGGAUGGUGUGAUGGUCGCCAAGAAGGACUACGAUGCUCCUACACACGUCGAAUUGGAUGUCAAGAACUUGUACGUGAUCAAGGCGUGCCAAUCCUUGAACUCUCGGGGAUUCAUCAAGACUCAGUUCUCGUGGAAGUUUUACUACUACACCUUGACUGACGAAGGCAUUGAAUACCUUCGGGAAUGGCUGAACCUCCCCUCGGAGAUCGUCCCGGCGACCUUCAAGAAAGUCCAACGAGCCACCCCGGCUGGACGUCCCCAACAAUCUAGCGGAGCCUACCGUCCCCCUCGUGGCGACGGAGGUGCCGAUCGGGAAGGAUACCGCAAGAAGGAAUCCGGCGCCGACGGCGGUUUCCGUCCCCGAUUCGCCGGAAUCGGACGGGGUGCUCCCGCCGGUGACGCCCCUGCUGCCGGUGGUUGGUGA